Ostertagia ostertagi is the source of this 771-nucleotide messenger RNA. NCBI's taxonomy places the organism in Eukaryota, Metazoa, Nematoda, Chromadorea, Rhabditida, Trichostrongylidae. The record is from the annotation of a GenBank genome assembly.
AUGAGGCACGCUGUGCCACCGGCUAACGUUGUUCCGAAAGUAAUGGUGCGACGGCGACCACAGAGCACUGCGUCGCAUAACAGCUUAGCCUCAUCAGGAUUGGAGAAUAUAGCCUGGAGAAAUUCAGCGAGCCUUUCAACGAGUAUUUGUGAUUCUCAAUGUAGGAACACAUUGUGUGAGGAUGAUCCAGCACCUAGAACGGCUAAACUGGAUGGUUUGUUGAAAGAAGAAUUCGAGCUGGUCCAAAAAGGCAUGGAGACAGCAACGAAACUCUUAUCAUGGUAUCGUGAACGGAUGUCAUCCCUCGAGAAGCGGAAACGCCUACUUGGACAUGGGAUGGUGGCAUUGGACGUCGCUGUACAUGAACAGAAACUAAAUUUUCUUCGUGCCCAUCUCACAGAACUGAACAGGCGGAUGGUAUCGCUGAUGGAAAGCAGUGAACGAGGGUUCCCGUCACAUGUCAUGUUACAAAAGGAUAAGCUCCCUCAACCACAGGAUGAUCAAUUAGCGUGGCUUCAUCGACAGAAUUUGAUGCUCACUCAGGAACUCGGAGAUAAAUCUAGAAUGCUGGAGGAAAUGAAAAAAGAAAAGGAAAACUUCAGCAGCAGUGGCAGCAAUGAUGGUCGCCCGGUUAGCAUUCAACGGCUACAACAGCCAAGAGUCGGAGCAUCUCAGCAGAGACCAUCAGCAUUUGUUCGCCCAGCGUUCCACUAUCAACCGGUGCAACAUGUUGCUGCUUCACCGGUCAAAAGUUACGAUACCUUGAUGUGA